Messenger RNA from Trichophyton verrucosum HKI 0517, 927 nucleotides. RefSeq lists its product as uncharacterized. The transcript has 2 exons. The record is from RefSeq and is a predicted model, not a curated record. NCBI's taxonomy places the organism in Eukaryota, Fungi, Ascomycota, Eurotiomycetes, Onygenales, Arthrodermataceae. Gene Ontology annotation, cellular component: PcG protein complex; transcription regulator complex. Bases 1 to 927 code for a protein of 308 amino acids. Gene Ontology annotation, biological process: regulation of transcription by RNA polymerase II. Gene Ontology annotation, molecular function: RNA polymerase II cis-regulatory region sequence-specific DNA binding; DNA-binding transcription factor activity, RNA polymerase II-specific.
AUGGAUAUAACCACUAUACUAAACAAAAAGGCCUCCGUCUCCAUCGUCGCCGCAGACGUCCACCAGCUCCAGCAGCACCUCGCCCAGGCCACCGCCCAGUCGCAGACAGACGAUGCCGUAAAGUCCAGGUCGCCCUCGGAGCUCGGCGCCUCAGAGCACCACCGCUCUGCCUCUGCGCCCCCCAGCGAACACCACCACCAUCACCACCACCACCAGCCGACCUCCAGCUUCCCCUCGUCCACCCAGUCGCUGCCGCAGAUGGCCCACCUCGCCCAGUACCACGUCCAGGCUCAGGCUAACCACGCCAGCACCUCUCCGGGCUACGCUCACAGCGCGCAUGGCUCAGACUACGGCAGGAGUACCACCAGCAUGAGACCGACUGGCCUGCCCGCCCUCAAGACCUUUCACUGCCAGACCUGCAGCAAGGGAUUCGCCAGGAGAAGCGACCUCGCCAGGCACGAGCGCAUUCAUAGUGGGAUUCGACCGCACGCGUGUGACUGGCCCGGCUGCGGUAAACAGUUCAUUCAGCGUUCUGCCCUGACCGUCCACACCCGCGUCCACACCGGCGAGAAGCCUCACAUGUGUGAUCGCUGCGGCAAGCCCUUUAGCGACUCCUCCUCGCUCGCCAGACACCGCAGAAUCCACUCCGGCAAGCGGCCAUACAAGUGUCCCUACGCCAACUGCCAAAAGACCUUCACUCGCCGCACCACCCUCACCCGCCACCAGAACCACCACACCGGCACCAUCGAAGAGGCCGCUGCUGAGACAGAAGCAAACCUCCGUCACAGCAAAGACCGCUCCACCACCAGCAGACCCUCAGAGUACUCCGAACCGGGCUCCGCUCACUCUACUCCCUCGCCCGCCCAGCGCCCUUCUCUCUCCCCGGGCAACGAGCUCCCGCCCCUAAACCUCUCCUCCCGCCCCUAA